This is a messenger RNA of Microstroma glucosiphilum, 1511 nucleotides long. RefSeq lists its product as hypothetical. Bases 55 to 1167 code for a protein of 370 amino acids. Lineage: Eukaryota; Fungi; Basidiomycota; Exobasidiomycetes; Microstromatales; Microstromataceae. The record is from RefSeq and is a predicted model, not a curated record. The transcript has a single exon.
UCUCCAUCCCGUUUCACACCAACUCCACAAUGAGCAACAAUUUUGUCCCUCGCCAUGUCAGCUCUAGGGUCAAACUCUGGCCGCAGCGGUAGCAGACCUGCCAGCGGUGCAUACAGUGACGGUCUCAGCCGCUCUCCCAGCGAUGUCGACAGUCUUGGGUCCCGAUCGUCUUCUCGGUCGAGCGAGGACAUACGACCAGUGACCUACCGCACCUACGCCCUCUCCUCCGCGAUGAUCUUUAUUAACGAAUUAGAUAGAGAGGACUGCCCCCUUCGAAUUCGGACUUUCGUCGACGGCUUGCUCUCCCCUACAACAGUCAGUACCCUCGGCAAUGACCCUUCUCCGUCUUUGGCUCCACUCGAUGCUGUCUCCACCAAUACUUCCUUGAGAAGCACGGCCGCUGCCCUUGCCAACGAAGGGAAGCAGUGUCGCUUGAAAGAGAAGGCAGAAUGGAUGGACUUUGCCAGACGCGUGUUCAGCGUUUUUAACCGCCCACUCCUCUAUAGCUGCCAGAGCCGCAAUUUCGACGUACGAGUUUCUCUCGGCAGCGGCUCCCAUCUGCACCUCUCAGCUCCCAAACCAGACCUAACUUUCGGUCUCGCCAUCCCUCAGAUCCAUGCGCCUUCUCUAUCGCUAGUACCUCUCGUAGAGCUCAACGAUUUUUACGGCCUUCAGCCUUUCUCGUCGCCCGCUCGUCCAGACAUCGCUUUUCCGUUCCUCAUUUUCGAGGCCAAGACAGACUGUGGGAAUAUGGUGGCAGCCGAAAAUCAAGCCGCACAUGGUGCCGUUAAGGCCCUCGCAAUGAUGAAGACCCUUGAUGACAUUCAUCGUAGAGUCGGAGGUGCCCAAGCCUCUCCCCGCCUGCCCGUAGUCGUCAUUUGUUCAGUAGGCUCUCUGUACGAGGUCUUUGUAGCAUUCGAUCUGUCCACAGAAGAAUUUCCAACUUCAAUGAGCCCCACUGCAGCUCUCACUUUAAGGCCAGGGAUACAUUUGGUCGAGAUCUGGGCCGGCAAGGUCGAUUAUGCAGAAACGAUGCUACAGCUACAGUUGCUGCUUCACAGGCUGCUCGGCUGGGUGUUGGAAAGGUGGCAGCCUGCAAUUGUGGGCAUACUCAACACAGUCAGGGCUGCCACGGCAGCGAAAGCCCCUGAAACAGCUCAGGCAUAGAAUAGAAGACAGAGGUCAAGGAUCUGACGGAAGUCGAUGUGCCAUGUGAUCCAGGAACGUUCCGAAGAAGUGUCAAUACAGAAAGCAUCUAUACACGUUUCUGUGCUGCUUGUCCCGGGAUACGAUGCGCUGCUUGCGUGCGACCACCUGCGUACGUACGCCCACGCCGCCACGUUGCCACUUCCGCUUCCGCUUGCGCCUCCCGCCAAUCACACAAGGCGCACCUUCUUAAGAUUAGAUCCGCGCCGGAACUACGCCGCCGGGAGGCGUUGAGGAGGAUAAAGCAACAUGCUUCCCGCCUACAGAGGCAUCAAUGCAAAGAUGAAAACACGGAUAUCCCCUCU